Messenger RNA from Stereum hirsutum FP-91666 SS1, 1233 nucleotides. RefSeq lists its product as uncharacterized. The transcript is spliced from 12 exons. The record is from RefSeq and is a predicted model, not a curated record. NCBI's taxonomy places the organism in Eukaryota, Fungi, Basidiomycota, Agaricomycetes, Russulales, Stereaceae. The coding region runs from base 232 to 1116 and encodes 294 amino acids.
GUCUACAGGAAGCUUACCAUACCCUUAUCCGUGAAGAUAAAGUACGUAUGGAACGGACCUUGGUCGCUAGGGAAGAUUCUUUUCCUUGCAAAUCGAUAUCCUCCGUUUGUCAGCACCUUCAUAUCCUUGCAAUUAUUGACCGGUGUCAACUCGCCUGAGGCUUGCUUUAGGAGAUAUCGCGUCGGCACAUGGUUCAUUGUACUCGGUACCCUGGUAUCAGAAGGCGUCCUGAUGCUCCGGACGUAUGCAAUAUGGGGACGAAAGCGCUGGGUUCGCAUUGUCCUAAUCUGUGUCUCGAUCUUGCUCUACCCUCCAGCCAUCGCGGUCACCCAACUCGAGCUCCAGUCUCUCAUAUAUAUUUCGGCCAGCUAUCCAGGAGAACGAGGGUGUUUUCUAUCCCAUGCGAGCAGUAUCAUCUACGUCGCGUAUAUUCUUUUAGGGCUCUCUGAAACCACGAUCUUCAUCCUGACUGCGGUCAAAGCCAGACAACAUCUAAGAGCAACGCACUCGCCAAUGGUGAAAAUGCUCUAUCAACAAGGGAUUGUCUACUUUUUCUUCAUUCUUCUCGCCACAAUCGCGAACAUCAUUGUACCAGUAACAUUCGCGGGAGAGACCAAUUGGCUCGCCACUCCUCAGCACGUCAUACACUCCCUCCUAUGCACCCGCGUGCUCCUCUUCAUUCUCCGUUCGCGGCACUCUUCCAACAUUCGUCUCGCCUCCUCCUCCGCGUCUCGCAUUCAGACCGCUACGUUCACCGGCAAAGUCACAGCACUAUUUUCGACAGUCUGGGGACCAGGUGACGAUUCGAACGACGGGCUCGAUGGGCCGGGUCUUAUGGAUGAUAGUUCCAAUGACGGUGAUGGGAGCUAUGGGGACAGUGAGAUACCAGAUGAGGGUGUAUCUGAGGGCGCUCAUGCUUCGAGGCGAAGUGGAUUAGGGUUGGGAAUAGGAGGACGUCGGGACGAAGAGCAUUUCGAGUUAGAGAAUCUGGCGCCGUCACCGUCACCUGGAUAUGCGGACGGUUUCUCCACACCCCGAACGUAUGAGGAGCCUGAUAGUGCGAAGCAGUUGAUUUGGUCGAAUUCGGUGGCUUCGAGCUCGCGUUCACGGACAUAGUGGCACGGGAUGAUGACGUCUAGAAUACUCUUGCUUGUGGUGGAUGUAUGUUGUAAUUCAUGUAGCGGACGAACGACACGAUGAUGAGUUACGAGUGUUGUAUAAACCUAAUAUUUC